This is a messenger RNA of Salvia hispanica, 1926 nucleotides long. RefSeq lists its product as uncharacterized. The record is from RefSeq and is a predicted model, not a curated record. Gene Ontology annotation, cellular component: Golgi apparatus; membrane. NCBI's taxonomy places the organism in Eukaryota, Viridiplantae, Streptophyta, Magnoliopsida, Lamiales, Lamiaceae. Gene Ontology annotation, biological process: transport.
CUCCUCUCUAGUUCACCAAUUUCAGCGCUAGAUCUCACUCUCUUUCAGCAGAUCCACACGCCUGAGCUCAAGUUGAUUUCACAAUGCUGCGCUUGAGCUCCGGAAUCCCCACCCUGCGCCUCGCUGCGGUGGCGUUGCUGCUGCUGCUGCUAUGCACUCUUCGCAUCGAGGCGUCGGUGCACGAGUACGCCGGAGAGAGAUUCGCCGCAAAAGGAAAUGCGUUCGUUGUUCACGGAGGCAGCGAGGGGAUUUACUCUUCUGCCCCCAGUCUCAACGAGUCCUCCCCCGGAAACUCUUUUAUCCGAUUUGAAAGGAUAGUAUUCCAUAGGCCGUUGGGCCUCUCCAAUUUCAGCUCAGAAUCUAUUCAUGCCGUUGUAUUUGAGGUCGACGACAGGGACACAAUUGGAGGUUCUGCAUAUGGAGGUCAGAGAGCUCUAUGCUGCUCAGCAGACCUAGCAAAGCUUGGAGUCUGCAAGCAAGGUCAAAUCAUUUACCGCCCUUCUACCAAUAAUCCAGGAUGGCCACAAGUAUUUGGUGUAUCAUUUGAUAUAGAUACAACAGACGCUACUCUGCAGCCAAGAUCCCUGCAAAUUACAAAAACUGGGAUGUACAACCUGUAUUUUAUUCAUUGUGAUCCACGGCUUAAAGAGGUUUAUGUUGAGGGGAAAUCGGUAUGGAAAAAUCCUACUGGUUACCUACCUGGCAGAAUGGCUCCACUCAUGAGAUUCUAUGGGUUCAUGUCUCUUGCAUUUGUGCUGCUUGGGGUAUUCUGGUUUUCACAGUAUGCAAGAUUUUGGAAAGAAGUCCUUCCAUUGCAAAACUGUAUUACACUCGUGAUAACACUGGGAAUGUUUGAAAUGGCCUUGUGGUACUUUGAUUAUGCUGAGUUUAAUGAAACUGGAACCAGACCUACUGGGAUCACUCUCUGGGCAGUCACUUUUGGGACGGUGAAACGUACGGUGGCACGACUAGUCCUUCUCAUUGUUUCCAUGGGUUAUGGUGUUGUCAGACCUACCUUAGGCGGGCUUACAUCAAAAGUUAUGUUACUUGGAGGAACUUUCUUCCUUGCAUCUGAAAUACUUGAAAUUAUUGAAAAUGUCGGUACUGUGAGUGACCGCUCAGGGAAGGCUAGACUAUUUUUCGUCCUGCCGGUGGCAAUUUUGGAUGCUUUCUUCAUUCUUUGGAUAUUUACCUCCCUCUCUUCCACCUUGAAUAAGCUUCAGGCUAGGAGGUUGACUGCCAAGUUAGAUAUUUACAGGAAGUUCACCAACGCAUUAGCGGUUGCAGUUAUUGUGUCUGUUGGCUGGAUUUGCUAUGAGCUUUAUUUCAAAUCAAAUGACGUAUACAAUGAGCUAUGGCAGAAUGCUUGGAUCAUCCCUGCGUUCUGGCAAGUACUGUCUUUCUCCCUAUUAUGCGUCAUAUGUGCUCUUUGGGCGCCGUCACAGAACUCAAUGCGAUAUGCUUAUUCAUCCGAGGAUGCUGAGGAAGAGUUUGACAAAGACGACACUCUGAAACUCAUUAAACCAUCACAACUGGUCCCAAAGGAUGUAAGGAGCCCAGAGUUUGAAUCUCCCACAAGCGGCAAUGGUUCUCCCCAUAGUGAUCUUGAACAAGAAAAGACUGCCUGAAAUAGUCCACAUAUAGUCUGUAACCUCACUUCACCAAUAUACAUAUGGCGUGGCUAAUAAUCAGAUCAGUAGAAUACUUAAAAAGUUGUUGCCAGUGAGUGCCUUGUGGAAACUGCGAGGAUGGAAUAUGAGAAAGAAGUUUGGAAAUAGCUAUUUGCAAGGCUGGAUUGUUUCUUGUUUUCUUUCUAUUUUCUACUCAAUUGUAUUUCAUCCAUCUAUAUCUUCUCUUCCAUAUAUUUGUUGAUUGAUUUUUGUGACCUUACUAGAAAGUAUCAGCUCUAGGAUUCCUUUUAAGCUA